AUGGAGUGGCUGGAGAACCUCAUUACAAAUGCAACCCAUGCUGAUGUGGAUAAGGCACGUCUUUGCUUUCCACAUGAGCCAGACUCCUGCUUUCGAACAGCUCGUUUCUUUGUUAUUAGAGUUGCUAUGUACAUUUUAAUGUUUCCUACAGUACUCAUGACUGUUUUUGGGAAUCUGUUGGUCAUCAUCACUAUUUCCCAUUUUAAACAGCUGCAUUCGCCGACUAACUUUAUCAUCCUAUCCUUGGCCUUUGUGGACUUCAUGUUGGGCUGUCUGAUCAUGCCUUUCAGCAUGAUACGAUGGGUGGAAGGCUGCUGGUUCUUGGGGGAGAUAUUUUGCAAAAUCCAUUCCAGUUUAGACAUGACACUAAGUAUUGUCUCCAUCCUGCAUCUGUGUUUGGUUUCCAUUGAUCGACACAUGGCCAUUACGGACCCUCUGGGUUAUAAGAUGAAGGUGACAAAUGACAGCGUGGCUGUAGGAAUUGCUGUCAUUUGGCUCUUUUCAUUCUCAUUUAGCUUUGGUGUGGUAUUGUCUGAUAUAAAUCUUGAAGGUUUGGAGGACCUUUUAAUGCUGAGUUCCUGUGUCGGAAGCUGCGCAUUGAUUUUUAACAAACAGUGGGGAGUCAUUGCUGCCCUGGUGGCAUUUUUCAUUCCAGGAACUAUCAUGAGCUGUCUUUACCUUAAAAUAUUUCAUGUUGCACGAAAACAAGCUAAAGUAAUGGCUAACAGGGCUACUAUUGGAAAAUCUGAAACAAAGAACUAUUCUCCAGAGCAGAGGGAAAGAAAAGCAGCUAAAACUCUUGGCAUUGUGAUGGGAAUUUUUUUGCUUUGUUGGCUGCCAUUCUUCAUUGCUACUAUAGCUGAUCCAUUCCUGGACUUCUCAACCCCUUUAGAUGUUUUUGAUGCCCUGGUGUGGUUUGGCUACCUUAAUUCAACUUGUAAUCCUUUGGUCUAUGGCUUUUUCUAUCCUCGAUUUCAGAAGGCAUUUAAAAUUAUCAUAUCUAAAUAUGUUUUUCACCUAAGUAACUCAGACAAUCUAACACUCUAA
Molecule: messenger RNA, 1047 nt
Organism: Neoarius graeffei (lesser salmon catfish)
Lineage: Eukaryota; Metazoa; Chordata; Actinopteri; Siluriformes; Ariidae
Product: trace amine-associated receptor 4-like
Exons: 1
Coding region: 1-1047 (348 amino acids)
Biological process (GO): G protein-coupled receptor signaling pathway
Cellular component (GO): membrane
Molecular function (GO): trace-amine receptor activity
Source: RefSeq, a predicted model, not a curated record